GCGGCUUUUCCUUUCAACAAACCAUAUAUCUCGUUCAUGACCGCUAUUGACGCGCCGACUAGACUGUUGAAUGCAGAGAACCAAGUUUGCGUAUCUAAGAACAUGCGCUGCGAUGCCAAAAGUCCGAAAACACCUGCUUCGAAGACUUCACACGUGAUAUAAUAGUCAUGCCUGGCAAGAUACUUUGCGUGGCCGAGAAACCGUCCAUUUCUAAAGCUGUAGCUGGUCAUCUUUCGGGAGGCCAAUUCACAACAAGAAAUGUCCACGGAAACCAAUAUGUGAAAAACUAUUGCUUCACAUUUGACUUUGGUCAUGCUUGGGGAAAUUGUCAAGUGGUCAUGACUUGUGUCUCUGGCCAUUUGACUGAAACGAAGUUCCCGGAUGAGUACGAAGGGGAUUGGACGUAUCCUCCACCUGAGAGUCUUUUCGGAGCUCCAGUAGAUGUAAAAGUUGCUAAAGACAAAGAGCCGAUCUCGAGAAAUAUAGAAAGCGAAGCAAGAGGAGCAAGAGCCCUCUUUAUCUGGACUGAUUGUGAUCGAGAGGGUGAGCAUAUUGGAGGCGAGGUUCGUGCAGAAGCUUUGAAGGGAAACCCACGCCUCCAGGUCAAAAGGGCUAGGUUCAGCAAUAUUGAACGAGCACAUGUCAUUCAAGCAGCCAAGAAUCCAAUUGACUUGGAUGAUCGUCAAGUUAGUGCUGUGGCUACCCGCAUCGAACUUGAUUUAAGGAUUGGUUUGUGCUUUACGAGAUACCUCACUAAUACUCUUCGCCCUCUUGGGGGCGCUUUGGAAAUUGGAGAAAAUGGUAAACGUCGAGUAAUCAGCUAUGGUUCAUGUCAGUUCCCGACCUUAGGCUUCGUUGUUGAUCGGUACUUCAGAGUCAUAAACUUUGUGUCCGAGCCCUUUUGGGGUAUCAAAGUUACGCACAAUCGAGACAAUAUCAAUGUUAACUUCGGUUGGAGGCGGGGACACCUUUUCGACCGUGCAGUUGUCGUCAUUCUCUACGAGCGAUGCAUACUUGCGAAGUUCGCGAAGGUUACCAAGAUCCAGUCUAAGCCAACCAGCAAAUGGAAGCCACUGCCGUUGACAACAGUGGAGUUGCAAAAGAAUGCCUCUCGAUUUCUACGAAUGAAUAGUCAGCAAGCUAUGACUGUUGCAGAAGCGCUAUAUACGAAAGGCUUCAUCAGCUAUCCCAGGACGGAAACUGAUCGAUUCGACAGUGGAAUGAACCUUAGGGCACUGGUUGAGAAGCAAGUACAGGAUCAGCGCUGGGGACAGUUCGCUCAGGGUCUCGUUCAAGGGGGCUUCAAACAACCAAGAGAAGGCAGGAAUGACGAUAAAGCUCAUCCUCCUAUCCACCCUGUGACCUGGGUUGCGCCAAAUGCUCUAAAUCAAGAAGAAGGACGAGUCUACGAGUUCGUCACACGUCGCUUCCUAGCAUGUUGUGCUGAAGAUGCCAAAGGACAAGCAUCAGAUGUUGAGAUCGAAUAUGGCGAAGAGAUUUUUGGAGCUCAUGGUCUGGUUGUCCUAGAGCGCAAUUACCUGGACGUUUAUCCGUACGAAAAUUGGACAAGCAGCGUGCCCUUACCUCAGUUCACUUUGAAUGAGAGAUUUGAACCUACAGAAGCUAUGAUGACGGAGGGAAAGACAUGUGCUCCCGGCUACUUGACCGAGCCAGAUCUGAUUGCCUUGAUGGAUGCGAAUGGCAUUGGAACAGACGCCACGAUGGCCGAACACAUCCAGAAGAUCAAGGAACGGAAUUAUGUUUUUACUCGCCCGCACGGUAGCCGAGGAGGAGGCAAUAAUGAUGACAACGCUCCAGCAGCUCGAGGCGCUCGAGGUGGCCGUGCUCGAGGCGGAAGAGGAGGUCGUGGUGGCAGAGGAGGUGCUGCCGCCGGGGGUGACCGACCUGGUGGAAUCGAAGAAUUUAUACCAUCAACACUUGGUGUAGCACUUGUGGAUGGUUACGACAAGAUGGGGUUUGAGAUAAGUCUCAGCAAGCCAUUUCUGAGGAAGGAAAUGGAGCUGAGAAUGAAGGACAUAUGUGACGGACGUCUCACUCGCGAUGCCGUUUUGAGAGAGUCUCUGAGACAAUAUAGGAACGUCUUUGACCAGUCCAGAGAGCGGAUAGAUAUUUUGAAGGCGUCCUGCAGAAGAUAUGUGCUGAACGGAGGAGUUUGAUACCCAAUUAUUAUUUCUAGAUUACUGCAUUGUCACGUUGCUGGUGUUGGCACUUCGAUUUGU
Molecule: messenger RNA, 2240 nt
Organism: Mollisia scopiformis
Lineage: Eukaryota; Fungi; Ascomycota; Leotiomycetes; Helotiales; Mollisiaceae
Product: DNA topoisomerase-like protein III
Exons: 6
Coding region: 168-2177 (669 amino acids)
Biological process (GO): DNA topological change
Cellular component (GO): nucleus
Molecular function (GO): DNA binding; DNA topoisomerase type I (single strand cut, ATP-independent) activity
Source: RefSeq, a predicted model, not a curated record